UUUUAAGCGAAUGCGAGUGAGCGCGCGGCAAGCAAAUUGGCUGACUUCAGGAUCGUUCUAGAGCGCGGGUCGAUAAGUUUUUGCACGCGCAGUCUCGCACAUUUUGUCCGUUGAGUUUGGUUGAGGUAGUCGUCAUAAGCAAGCAGUAGUAAUAAAUAACCAUGCCCGUACCAAGCAUCCAGAAGCCGGCUCCGGUGUUCAAGGGCACCGCCGUCGUCGACGGCCAAUUCAAGGAGAUCAGCCUCGAUCAGUACAAGGGCAAGUACGUGAUCCUGUUCUUCUACCCUCUGGACUUCACGUUCGUCUGCCCGACGGAGAUCAUCGCCUUCUCCGAUCGUUCCGAUGAGUUCGAGAAGAUCAACACGCAGGUGAUCGGCGUGUCCACGGACAGCCAUUUCAGCCAUCACGCCUGGAUCAACACGCCGAGGAAGCAAGGCGGUCUCGGCAAGAUGCAGAUCCCUCUGCUGGCCGACAAGUCGAUGAAGAUCGCUCGCGAUUACGGCGUCCUCGACGAGGAGUCCGGCGUUCCGUUCCGCGGUCUCUUCAUCAUCGACGUCAAGGGUGUCCUCCGUCAGAUCACCAUCAACGAUCUGCCGGUCGGUCGUUCCGUCGACGAGGUCCUCCGUCUCGUGCAGGCCUUCCAGUUCACCGACGAACACGGCGAAGUCUGCCCAGCAAACUGGAAACCCGGCAAGAAGACCAUGAAGCCGGACGUCAACGGUAGCAAGGCCUACUUCGAGAGCGGCGACCAGUAAUCAUCAUCAGUCGCACAGCCAGAGCCACCUCCUCCCAAAAUUAUUAUUAUUUAAAUUAAUAUGUAUUUCUGUGUUAUAUAUAUAUAUAUAUAUGCAUCAUUGUUAUCCCAGUUAUUUGUAGUAGCGAAUUGUAAAACAAAUACCUAUUGUUAAACGUAUUACACUACCAUUGUAUCAUAAUGAAUAUUAUACCAAUAAAAAUAAGAAUAGAAUAA
Messenger RNA from Nicrophorus vespilloides, 970 nucleotides. RefSeq names its product peroxiredoxin 1-like. NCBI's taxonomy places the organism in Eukaryota, Metazoa, Arthropoda, Insecta, Coleoptera, Silphidae. Gene Ontology annotation, biological process: removal of superoxide radicals; cell redox homeostasis; hydrogen peroxide catabolic process. The record is from RefSeq and is a predicted model, not a curated record. Gene Ontology annotation, molecular function: thioredoxin peroxidase activity. The coding region runs from base 162 to 755 and encodes 197 amino acids. Gene Ontology annotation, cellular component: cytosol. The transcript has a single exon.